Molecule: messenger RNA, 3675 nt
Organism: Blumeria graminis f. sp. triticale
Lineage: Eukaryota; Fungi; Ascomycota; Leotiomycetes; Helotiales; Erysiphaceae
Source: the annotation of a GenBank genome assembly
AUGUCUUCAUCCUCUUUCACCCGGCGAAAGUCUUUGUUAAUUCGCGACAAAGAACAAGAAAAAUCUGCAUGUUCUGAAAACUAUGACGCUCUUACGCAGUCAUUCGACAAUCUUCGUAUCAAUAUUGGGCAAAGUAAUAACCUCCUUUAUGUGCCUGGAAGUCAAUUGUCAAGGCGGAAUUCAAGUUUUGUCACCAGUCCCACAUCUAACAGUACCUUUCGGUCGAAAAGUCCCCUCAAUCUACCACCUAGUCCUGCAAGCCAGAAAUCAUGCUUAUCCUCACCAUCAUCGCCAGGACGGACUUCCUACACUCCAUCGCGUCGUAGUUCAUCUAGCAAACUACUUACAGCAAAACGUACGUCAUCUACAUCGUCAAUCGGAAACGCAAACCCUGUUGGAAAAACAGUAAUACCAGAAGAUUCGACUCCAUCCAGCCCUCACCUAACUUCCUCAUCUAGCCUAAUGAACCAUUUUAUGUCAGAGCUUGAUGCACACAGAGCGCAGGAUGAGGGAAAUUCGUAUACAGAUACCGUUGUAAUACUUCAUGACUCUUGCUAUGGACAUCGCUUCUCAAGACCACACACUUCGAAAGCCUCACUCAACACGAUUUUUGAAAGACCAGAGCGUAUACAUGCCAGUAUCCUGGGUAUAUCUGCGGCGUAUGUAAGAUUAAGCGGGCGGCACAAAGAUGGUAAAUACACAUUGAAUUCAGAAAAAGAUUCAAUGAUGACAUUUACUUCACCUUUUCAGAUACGGAAGACAACAAGGAAAUUGGAAUUAUCUUCUCCAGCCGUUACAAAAGUACACGGAGAAAAGUGGAUGGAAGAACUCAAGUUAAUGUGUCAGAGCGCCGAAUCAAAAUUAGCAUUGAAUAGAAAUGAGGUGGCUCGUCCAGAAAUAGGCCGAGGAGCGGAUCAAAGCUCAUCAACUAGGCUUCAUGAAGGUGACUUAUAUCUCUGCUCUGAGUCGCUAAACGCAAUGGAAGGUGCAAUUGGUGCCGUUUGUGAAGGGGUCGAUUCAGUAUUCCGAAAGACGACAGAAUGUAAUGGGCCUCGUCGAUCGUUUGUAGCUAUACGGCCGCCAGGCCACCACUGUUCUACAAACUAUCCGUCGGGAUUCUGCUGGGUAAACAACGUCCAUGUCGGAAUAUCGUAUGCCGCACUCACGCAUGGUUUGACGCAUGCAGCUAUCAUUGAUUUUGACCUACACCAUGGAGAUGGCUCUCAAGCUAUUGCGUGGGAGAAUAAUAACCGUGCCCUCAGCGCUACCAAGAAUGCCCCAAUAUCGAAAAAGACAUCAAUCGGAUAUUUUAGUCUUCAUGAUAUCAACUCAUAUCCUUGUGAGAUGGGCGACGAAGAAAAAGUCAAAAACGCAUGUAUCUGUAUUUCUAACGCUCAUGGACAGAAUAUCUGGAACGUCCAUCUCCAACCUUGGAAGAAUGAACUAGAGUUCUGGGAGUUGUAUGAAAGUAAGUAUUCUGUUAUACUGGAUAAAGCAAGGGAAUACAUGCGCGCUCAAACUGAACGGCUCAAAGCUAACACUAGUGGACCAAAACCUCGCGGGGCCAUAUUUUUAUCUGCUGGAUUUGAUGCAAGCGAAUGGGAGAGCUCAGGUAUGCAACGUCAUAAAGUUAAUGUUCCGACGGAAUUCUACGCACGAUUGACCCGCGAUGUGGUAAAGAUUGCAGAGGAAGACGAUACAGCUGUAGACGGGAGGGUUAUAAGUGUUCUUGAGGGCGGAUACAGCGACAGAGCCCUUUUAACUGGCGUCUUCAGUCAUCUUAGCGGAUUGACAAAUAUAGACUCAUCUGUGGCGAACAAAAAUAAAAAAUUCGAUAAUACCUUGCAACAAACCGAUAGUUUUAAUACAAUUUGCGAAGAUCAACCCCCUGAAAGUAAUGAAGACUCCCAAAAGCAAAUUUACGACUCAGCCUGGUGGUCUCUGCCCUGUAUCCAGGAAUUUGAAAAUUUAAAAAAUGCUACGGCCAGCGAACCAAACAAACAAAAAGCUUCUAACUCAACAUUCUCAUCUCCUACUCAAUCUUUCAUGUCGAAAGUUACUUCGCCUGCUGCACUGCGAACUAUUUCAGAAAUGUCAAACUUUGGAAUCCGGUCGGCAAAGCCAACCUCAAAGACAGCUCCUUUAUAUCAAGAAGUUGGCUGGGCCCAUGCCGCUCAUGAGCUUUCAAAGUUACUCGUUCCAACUGGAAGACAAACUCUUAGCUACAAUCCCGAAGAGCUAUCACCGAAAAAACCACGUGUAAGCAAAGAUUUUCAGACUAUUCAAAGGUUAAAGGAUACUCAAACGGUCACUGAAAUACCAGGGCGCAUGGCCCUAAGAGCUCGCAAGCCAACUAAGUCGGUUGAGCCUCUCGGAAACUCUCCGGCUAAAAAUACUGCUAGCAGAUUAACCCGUCGAAAAACUGUUGCUGUGACAGAAAAUAUUUCUAUAAAGGCCAAUAAUAAAAAUGUAACAAUGUCACGUGACUCUAAGAAUACUAACUACGUCCCUCAGCCCCGACGUCCAAGGCUUAUGCCCAAUCAAAGCUCUGAUAGCACCCAUUCCAAGAAAAAUGGACCCACUCCUACUUUUGAAACUGAAAACUUCAAAAUAAACCGACAGACUAUUCCUUCUGUUGCAAAUUCUUUGUCAGGAUCUGAUCUAACAUCACAAACUUCAGUUCCAGCCAGAAGAAACCGAAACCCUAGAAAAAUAUGUCUAGAUAUCGAAGACGUAAAGGCUGGUAAAAAACGAAUGCAAAAGAACUCACCCUCUUUCGUGGAGCUUCCUGACCUGGUAAAUUCAAAUUUAAGUCCUAAAAUAGCCAGAAAAUCAUCACCUGGUAGCGACCAGCCCCUAAAACUUGAAUCCACUUCUAUAUCUGAUGAUGUCGAUAAACUCACAUCAAGCAUGAGCAAGAUUAAAAUUUCACUCGUCACAAAGUCACAGCGUGCUGCGCGCGAAAAAAAUAGUGGCCAGAAGAAUCCAAUUAGGUGUAUGGAUAGUGUUCCUAUGACAAAAGCUAAACCUUCAUUAGACGCAAACUUAAUUUCAAAUCUUAAUCAACUUGGCGUGACGGAAAGCUCUUCCAUUAUUUCAACUGAGGUAUCAUCAAUGCGAACUGAAGCUGAGACUGUAAUAACACAGAAUUUCGGUCAAGAUGUUGUAGUAAAAAAUGCGGGCCCGUCAUUAAUUUCACCGGAUUUGUCCCAAUAUUCACUAUCUCAUGAUUCUUCUGAGAAAUAUGUUGGAGAUUUUAAUAGAAAUAGUUCAUUAUCUUCAUCGGAGCACAAAUCCAUUGUCUAUGAUACUUUUGCCAUGAACCCUACAGACAUACAUUUUAUCCAUGGAUACAAGAUUGAAAAACCUAUCAAGAGUGUCAAUACUGACAAUCGAGAAACCCCAAAUGAGUUUCCGGUUAUUCCCUGUGAAAAUAUGCUUGAUCCACCCUUGCAAGAUUAUGUCAAGCCAUCAACUCAAGACAAAGAUCAAUACUCAAUUAAAUUAGAUCCUUUAGAUACCUUAGUGCUGAGCACAAAAAAUGUUGAUGUAAACAGUCUAGAUACGAAAGUCCAGGUACCAGUUGACUCUAGUCUAGAAAAAACUGGCCCUUUCACUAUAGACAACCGAUGUAUUGAGACGAACACAACUAAUAUACGUGGUGAAAGUGAGUAA